Physella acuta is the source of this 3097-nucleotide messenger RNA. RefSeq lists its product as uncharacterized. The record is from RefSeq and is a predicted model, not a curated record. NCBI's taxonomy places the organism in Eukaryota, Metazoa, Mollusca, Gastropoda, Physidae.
CAACACUGUAGAGUAUUCAAUCAACACAACGAUCUAUCAGAGAUCAUGUUCGCUGUUGAUUACAGUCUGAGGGUUCAUUAGGAGGCGAAUUACUGUAGGAUUUGGCUAAUUUUCAUCGGAGUCGUUGAUGGUUUAAGAUACCUGUACACAGGCCGUACACAUACCGUACACAGGCCGUAGACAGGACGUACACAUACCGUACACAUACCGUACACAGGCCGUACACAGGCUGUACAUAGGCCGCACACAUAGCGUACACAGGACGUACACAAGACAUACAGAGAGUGUACACAUACAGAAGGAAGUUAUCAUAGAGAUCUGAAGGCUACAGCCAUAAUUGUGUCACCACCCUGUAACUGUGUCACCACCUGCUCUCUUGCAGACAUGGAGUUCCUACAGCAGCUACAGAUCGCUGCCAAACUUGGGAUACCCCGCGAACAGUUUUUUGCCAUCUGGGAGGCCGAGGCACAGAACGCCCGACUCAACGCUGAGACCCGCAUCCUACAGCUGGAGAAGGAGAAACUGCUGGCUGAGCAGUCCAUUCACUACGCGGAUAAGGAAAACAUCAGCAAACAGCACCACCCCAUCCGUGUCAACAACGAACUUGUCAACAAAAAACGCGAGGCGAGACACAACGACACAAAACACGACGAAACCGAUAACUCAGUUCACGAACAGCUGAUCAAACUUCAGACCCAGAUCAAUGAGAUCAAACAGGUCAGCGACGAGAAAAUCAAUCACCUGCACCUAAUCAAUAACGAGUUGAGAGAAGAGGUUUUCAGGAUACGGAACUUUCUGGUGGAAAUGUUAAACCAUAAGGAUUUCCAGACCCAUCUUCUGGCGCCGUGGAAUUUACAUCACCUUCAAAUCAACGAAGCUCCUAAACUAAAAACAUGGGACCCACACUCAACUCAGCUAAACCAAAGAGACGACGUUGAAAAAUUAUUCAUUGAAAACGAAAGUAAAAGUCAGGUGGAUGAGGAACCGGAUGUGGGGAGUUUCCCGGAAAUGAGCGAAUACAGCUACUCGCCUUCAUCCUGGGCGUCUGACGUCACUAACGAUUUCGAAAGUGUUUCGUGGGAGCGUGUAGGGAUCCGCGGGAACAAACCGAGACCGACCCCGGGGUCGACAGUCGCCACUGGGAUCUACGCCGAAGCCAUCGCUCUCCAAAUGUCGAAAGAGUACCAGGAGGCAAGGGAGGUCACCGAGGUUCAACAAAAGCGCCACAAAUCUGGAGAGUUACCCGCCCCUGUCGUUAACCAACGCAAAACAGAUAAAAACCAGUUUCCCGAUCAGUUUUCCGGCGCUGUUAAACCAGGUCGUGAGGUGGUUAAACCGGGUCGCGAGGUGGUUAAAAUCGCCCCUCUGGUUCCCCAAAUAACCGUCAUCCCCCAGGACGGGCAUAGAUUCACCGUCAACAAGGUGGACAAGUUCUACGCCACCAAGAGCAAAUUCUACACAAAUUUCCUCUACACCCGCUCCAAGGAGUGCAAGCUCCGGCUCAUGACACGCUUCAACGCCCACGGCUUGCUGGACGUCCAACUCCUGGUCUCCGUGGCACCGGACAACAAAUCCGUCCGCUGGCCGCUGACCCUGCAGGGGUUCGGGAAAAUCUACAAUCCCGAGUCCAAGAAGCACACGUCGAUCUGGUCCAUCGACCCGACCGUGUGCAACAGACCGGAACCGGGGAAGGAGCUGGUCGUCCCCGCCGUCGUCUGCCUGACCACGCUGAGGGGGAACUACAAUGACGUCACGUACGAGCUGCUGGAAUCGAAGCACUACGUCAAAGAAAACAACUUCCGGUUUGUUUGGAAUGUCUCCACGGGGGAUGGGAUUUUAACUGAAACAUGGUCCUGCGGCGAAACCGUUGAAUGAAACUAUUUUAAACUAAUUAGCAAUUAAGAUACAGUACCGCUGUACCGAUGGUUUAUCUAAUAAAUUGUAUAUGUAAAAUAAUUGAUCUAAACUCAAAUGUCUUUCGCGUUUUAUUGCAUAAUGUGGACGGUUUAGUUAUUCACAAAAGAUUGUAUUAUUCAGAAAUAAUGAUAUCACAAAUUAUUUUACCUGAUUUAUUCGAGUUGUUCUUGUCUCCACUUUCUCUUUCAGUCUUCGGACUGCCCAUAUUUAAAAAAAAUAAACUAUAACGUUUUAAAGGAAUUUUUUUUAAUAGUGGGGUAUUUUCUUUAUUGAAGUACCAACUCCACUGGUAUGUGAGAUAUUAGUAAUUUAAAACUUUAAUUUAACCUCGUUUUGGUGAUGUCUCAAGUUAUUGUUUAUUAUCGUAAUUCUAAUAAAACAGCGAUUGUGUUUUUCUUCCACCAACUGUGGAGUAUCUACGUCAGAUAUGGGCGAGGGACGGUCGCGUAAAUGGUGUCAUUUGACAGUCACGUCAAUUGUGUCAUGUGACAGUCACGUCAAUUGUGUCAUGUGACAGUCACGUCCAUUGUGUCAUGUGACAGUCACGUCAAUUGUGUCAUGUGACAGUCACGUCAAUUGUGUCAUGUGACAGUCACGUCAAUUGUGUCAUGUGACAGUCACGUCAAUUGUGUCAUGUGACAGUCACGUCCAUUGUGUCAUGUGGCAGUCACGUCAAUUGUCUCAUGUGACAGUCACGUCAAUAGUGUCAUGUGACAGUCACGUCAAUUGUGUCAUGUUACAGUCACGUCAAUUGUGUCAUGUGACAGUCACGUCAAUUGUGUCAUGUGACAGUCACGUCCAUUGUGUCAUUUGACAGUCACGUCACUUGUGUCAUGUGACAGUCAUUACGUCACUUGUGUCAUGUGACAAUCACGUCAAUUGUGUCAUGUGGCAGUCACGUCAAUUGUCUCAUGUGACAGUCACGUCAAUAGUGUCAUGUGACAGUCACGUCAAUUGUGUCAUGUUACAGUCACGUCAAUUGUGUCAUCAGACAGACAUGUAAGCAGUAAAGUCACAUAUCUUGUUAUGACUUUUCAUAAAACUGCUUCACACUCAAAUCUGUUUUCCCGAUAUUUGUAAAAUUAUUUUUGAAAUAAAAACACAUGUUAGCUAUGUACAUAUUGCAUGUGUGUACGUGUACAUUAGAAAACUGUACUCCACUGCUGAUUUGAUGCUAUUA